Messenger RNA from Triticum turgidum subsp. durum (durum wheat), 1572 nucleotides. Lineage: Eukaryota; Viridiplantae; Streptophyta; Magnoliopsida; Poales; Poaceae. The record is from the annotation of a GenBank genome assembly.
AUGGCCUUCUUUUCCCUGGUCAUGCAAAGAGCUGCUAAGAGGAGGACCAGUUUUUAUGCUGAUGAUGCAGCGCUGUUUAUAAAUCCUGUUGAUGGUCUCAGAGGAAUUGAGGAUGCUAAAGGAGGGAAGUGUUUGGUCAACUGGACUAAGGAUAUCUGGCGUCAUAUAUGCUCCUUUUUGCCACUGAAAGAUGCUGCGCGUGCUGCGAGCGUGUCUCACUCCUUUAAACGUUUCUGGAGGUGCCGGCCCAACCUCACCUUCAGUAAGAAAACAAUGGGCUACAAGAAAAAUGCACGUAGGCGGAGAAUAACAACAAGAGAUUACAACAGCAGAGUUGACCAUAUUCUGAGAAACCACUUAGGCACUGGUGUGAAGACACUCAGGCUUAAAUUGUAUGGUAUUUACAAUGCCAACACUAGAAAUUGUCUUGAUAGUUGGCUCCAGAUUGCUGUUAAACCAGGCAUAGAAGAACUCAGCCUCAUACUUUCAAAUAUCGACCAUUUAUCAAACGAAGCAAUCUACGAGUUUCCAUGCUCACUUUUAUCUAAUGGCAGUGAAAACACCAUUCGUGAGCUAGACCUUUUAGGUUGCGCCUUCCGCCCCACGGUAGGAAUCGGUUGCACGGGAAGCCUGACGAGUCUAUGUCUGUCUUGUGUGAAUAUUGAGAGUGAUGAGUUGGGGUUCCUUCUUUCCAAUUCUCUGGCUUUGGAGCGAUUGGAACUCAAUGAUUGCAGUGAGAUAUUUUCUAUAAAGAUACCUUCCCUGCUGCAGCGCCUCAGCUACGUGAUGGUGUCCGGUUGUUCCAUGCUGCAAGUGAUUGAAAGCGAGGCUCCAAAUAUCUCCAGUUUUCACUUUUUCCAUGAUGAUGAUGUUUUUCAUGAUGACGAUGUCGAUCAACAAGUACAGCUAUUUCUUGGAGAAUCACUGCAGAUGAAGGAAAUCUUCAUAUCACAUUCCUGCGUUCUUCAUUAUGCUCUCGUCGUGCUCACAUCCAGUAUGCCGAAUCUUGAAACUCUUACUAUGCAUUCGUAUUACGAGAUGGUCAGUACACCAACGCUAGCAAGCAAAUUCCUCCACCUCAAGUAUUUGAAUAUUUCUGUAUUUGGAUGGAAGUUUGCCUCGGCACCUCGGUAUGCGGACUAUGAUCUUUUCUUGCUGGUUUCUUGUCUCGACGCAUCUCCUUGCUUGGAGACUUUUAACCUAGAUGUACCAAUGAGACGCCGGGAGCAUGACUCAAUUUUUGAAGACCCCCCCUCACAAUUGGGGCGGAUUCCAGGACAAUGCUAUGCCAAUCUUAGGCAUGUGAAGAUCACUAAAUUCCGCUCCACAAAGUUAUUGGUUAAGCUCACAUGUCAUAUUCUUGACAGCACACCCUCGCUCGAGUGCCUCACACUGGACAUAACUGAUGGUGGGCCGACUUGUUCCGAGAUUGACAGAUGCUUUGUGGGUAAAGAAACUUUUAUGGAAGCCCCUAAAGCGCUUGCGGCUAUCCAGACUUACGUCGAGGGAAAAGUUCCCUCCACGGCUAAGUUGAAUGUCGUGGAGCCUUGCAGCCGAUGCCCUGCCCUUUGA